AUGGGUGAACCGGAGCUGAAAAAGAGUAAAGUUUCCAUGUUGGAUGUGAAAAGCCGUUCAAACACACGCUCAAUGGUGGCCUUUGGACCAAAAUCCAUGAGUAGACUGAAAGUUCGACGUCAAUCGUAUGGCUUUGGUGGUGUUCCAGGAAUCAGACCUGUUGAAAGGACUUCAAAUGUUGCGAUAGAGUUUAAGCGGCCACCGCUUCUGUAUUUGCCUACGUAUCAGCUAACUUCGAGUUACCCAUUUCAUCUUCCCAGUGUGCAAAAAGCAGUGGACGAGUUGCUUGAUGAACAUUUUACAGAUCACAAAUAUAGUGUGCAGGAAUCUCCGGCCCUCGCACUUCGCUUGGCUGGUUUACUAAUGCGUGCACUGAAAGCCAUGGAUUUCAACCGCUAUAGAAUAAUAACUGUCGUCACAAUAGGCCAGAAGAGAGCUCAAAGCUAUAAUAACGCUAUUUCCUUCUUAUGGGACCACGAGAGGGACAAUUAUGUGGACACGCAGAGGGAGGUGAACUCGGCGUUCAUACAAGUUACUGCGUUUGGUGUUUAUUUGGAUUAA
This is a messenger RNA of Leptosia nina, 561 nucleotides long. The record is from the annotation of a GenBank genome assembly. NCBI's taxonomy places the organism in Eukaryota, Metazoa, Arthropoda, Insecta, Lepidoptera, Pieridae.